Molecule: messenger RNA, 411 nt
Organism: Penicillium canariense
Lineage: Eukaryota; Fungi; Ascomycota; Eurotiomycetes; Eurotiales; Aspergillaceae
Product: HIT family protein
Exons: 6
Coding region: 1-411 (136 amino acids)
Biological process (GO): nucleotide metabolic process
Molecular function (GO): catalytic activity
Source: RefSeq, a predicted model, not a curated record
AUGUCUUCUAGCGCCGCGUGUAUCUUCUGCAAGAUCAUUAAGGGUGAUAUCCCUUCCUUUAAGGUCUUUGAGAGCGACAAGGUCUUUGCCUUCCUCGAUAUUCAGCCGCUCAGCCGCGGCCAUGCGCUCGUGAUCCCCAAGUUUCACGGCGCCAAGCUGACCGACAUCCCUGAUGAGGACUUGCUCGAGGUUUUGCCCGUCGCAAAGAAGAUUGCCAAGGCCAGUGGCGCUGAGGACUUCAACAUCCUGCAGAACAACGGGCGCAUUGCCCACCAGGUCGUUGACCACGUUCACUUCCACAUGAUCCCCAAGCCCAAUGAGCAGGAAGGUUUGGGCAUCAGCUGGCCCGCCAAAGAGUCCGACAUGGACAAGCUGAAGGCCCUGCAUGAGGAGAUCAAGUCGAAGAUGUAA